Molecule: messenger RNA, 3968 nt
Organism: Vespula vulgaris
Lineage: Eukaryota; Metazoa; Arthropoda; Insecta; Hymenoptera; Vespidae
Gene: muskelin
Product: muskelin
Exons: 12
Coding region: 79-2349 (756 amino acids)
Cellular component (GO): cytoplasm
Molecular function (GO): protein binding
Source: RefSeq, a predicted model, not a curated record
UUCGUUCAUUUCAUGAAAUUUACCCCUAUUUGAUCGUGGAACGUAUUUUGGAAACACCCUGUAUAUCGAUGGAGUAACAUGGCGUCUGGCGAAAAUAGUAAUUUUGAGAAAGUUUUGGAAUUUAGGAUUUAUAAGUGCUCUAGUUUUUCAGCUUCUUACGUACCUGAGAAUAUUCUUGUAGAUAAACCGUCGGAUCAAACUUCACGUUGGUCUUCUGAUAUUGACAAUCCUCGCCAGUUUCUUACAUUGAAAUUGCAAUGUCCCUCCAUUGUUAAAACUAUUACUUUUGGCAAAUAUGAAAAAACUCAUGUAUGCAAUAUAAAGAAAUUUAAAAUAUAUGGUGGACUAGAACCUGAGAAUAUGAUGGAACUUCUAGAAAGUGGAUUGAAUAAUGAUUCUGUACCAGAAACAUUUGAUUUGAAGCACGUUUUAGGAAAUGAAGGAAAUUAUUUUCCUGUUAGAUACAUAAAAAUUCUUCCUCUUCAAUCUUGGGGGCCCAGUUUUAAUUUUUCUAUUUGGCAUGUACGGUUAAAUGGUAUCAAUGAUUCUAAAAUUGUAGGACCUUCUAUCGAAUGGGUAAAUAUGUAUCGUCAAAAAGAAGUAAUAAGGUUAUGUAUGAAACAUUUUCGGAGACUCGAACAACCAGAAGUUGUGGAGACUUUGCAAAGAGUCACAGGAGUUACUUUAGAAGAUCCUCGUUUAUCUAUGUUAUAUGAUUUGUUAGUUACAAAAGGUGAUCAUCUUCAGGCAGAAGGCUUUAUAAGCAAUGCAGUUAUGACUGGACUACUGAAUGACUAUAUCAAUGCUCAGACCUAUAGAGCGGUUUGGACAAAAUUAUCUACAAACGAUCCUAAACCUGGAAUGAGAGGAGGACAUCAGAUGGUCCUGGAUCCAACUGCCGAAAUGUUGUAUCUAUUUGGAGGAUGGGAUGGAAAUCAGGAUUUGUCAGAUUUAUGGGUUUAUAACAUACCUGCUAAUAAAUGGACACUCAUAUGCAAAGAUACUGAAUCAGUAGGUGGACCUAGUGCUCGAUCAUGUCAUAAAAUGUGUCUUGAUCCAGAAAGACGACAACUCUUUACACUCGGACGAUAUUUGGAUACACAAUAUAGAACACCAGAAAAUCUAAAAAGUGAUUUUUAUGUUUAUGAUAUUGAAUCAAAUAAAUGGACACAAAUAUCAGAAGAUACUGGUGCUGUUGGUGGACCUCAACUAAUAUUUGAUCAUCAAAUGUCAAUGGAUAUUGAAAAACGAAUAAUUUAUGUAUUUGGUGGCAGAGUUCUUGUCUCAUCUUCCAAUUCUGAAAAUCAUGCAAUGCCAGCAAACUCGACAGAACCAAUAUUUUCUGGAUUAUAUUCUUAUCAUGUGCCAACUGGUACUUGGAGUCGACUUGCUUGUGAUAUUGCAAGACAGUGUCCUCCAAACGUACCGACUAUUAGAUCACGAGCAGGGCAUUCUAUGUUGUUUCAUUCAGGUUCUCGAAAGUUGUAUAUAUUCGCAGGUAAACGAGGUAAAGAAUAUUUAAGUGACUUUUUUACUUAUGAAGUAGAUACAAAUCAAGUAGAACAUAUAAAUUAUAAUGACUUUGGGGCAAAAGAUUCUAAUCGUGUUCCGGCAGCUGGUUUUACUCAGAGGGCAACAAUUGAUUGUAACCUUGAUGAAAUAUAUGUUUUAUCGGGUUUAAGUAAAGACAAAGAUGAAAGAGAUGACAAUGUACAGAAUUCUUUUUGGGUUUAUACUAUUAAAAAUAACAAAUGGUGUUGUAUUUAUCGUAAUGAAAAUUUUGGGGAAAAAUAUUGGAGUAAAAUGCAAGAUUACGAACCAUGUCCACGAUUUGCACACCAGUUAGUCUAUGAUCAUAUAAAAAAGGUUCAUUAUUUAUUUGGUGGAAAUCCAGGUCGAUCUUGCCUUCCAAAUUUACGACUUGAUGAUUUUUGGCAAUUAAAAUUAUGUAGACCAUCUCAUGAACAGAUAUUAAAAAAGUGUAAAUUAAUCAUUAGAAAACAUAAAUUUGAAGAACUUGCUUUGAAUAAUAGUAUUGAAGCAUUGGAAUAUUUACAAACAAAAGUAUCAGAAAUUAUCGAUCAUGAUGAUACAGAGCAAACAAAAGAGUUUCAAUUGUUGACAUCUAUACUAUUUCGAGAACAAACAAGAUCACUGGAUGAAGCUGCAAGUUCUAAUUCAGCUUCUAGCACUGUUUUAGGUAACUUUCUUGGUAUGAAUACAGAUCAGUAUAUAACAAUACGCAACGUUCACACUUUGAGAAUUGAGCUAUAUGACAAACUUGCAGAAUUUUUUCCCGAAUCACUUACACAACCACGCGUUAACCUAAUUGAUCUUUUGCCAUUAUGAUGCAAUAGAUAUUAAAAAAAAAGAAAAAAAGAAAGAAAAAAAAUCAAGUAUGUUGACACCGAUUAUAUCCAGUAUGAAUUGUUAAAUAAUAUAAAGCAAAAUCAGUUUUGUUUUUUUUCUAUAAGGUUAUUUGUUGUAAUAUUUACCAUUAUUUUACAAGUGAAAUCGCAAUUUGUACUGCACUUUUCUACAAAUUUAGAUAGAGGUAGAGAUCAGAACUAAUUAGAAAAAUGAUUGCAUUAAUUUUUUCAUAUUAAAUUUAAGCUUGAUAGAUUUCAAAUUUUUGAAGAUAUUCUAAGGCAAAUAUAAAGAACAACAUUAAUAUCAUUAUUGCUAUUGUAAAUUAUUAUCUAUAUACAAGGUCUUACUAUAAGUAAUAAAAUAUUAAUGUGUUUUUUACGUAUAGAUAUAUUUGUCUUAGAAUUAUGAUAAAAAUUUGAAAGUAAAUCAAUAUAUAUAAAAGAACAAAAAUUCAGUAAUAAUACUUUUUUCUUUGUAUAAUUAUAAAUGUAAAUUCUUCAUAAUUUUUCUAAUAGCAUUGUAUAAAAAUUUUUAUUUUCAAUAUUUCAUGACAUUCUUAUUACCGAUUAUAUAAAUUCGUAUUACCAUUGUUUAUUUAUUUGAUUUUCAAGUUAAAUUUACUAAAACACUGCUUCAUAAAUGCACAUAUAUACAUAUAUACAUACAUACAUAUAUAUAUAUAUAUAUAUAUACAUACGCGCGCACAUACACACAGCAUACGCACGAUAAUUCUAUUAUUUUAUUAUAUAGAAAAGAAGUUUCAUGGAUAUUAAUACUUGUUAAUACAUUUUAAUCCAUAUAUUUAAGAAAAGUAUUGUAUCACCAUACUAUCUUUUUCGAAUGAAAUAUCUUUAUCCAUUGCUAUUAGAAUAUUAUAAAGAAAAUAUUAAAGACACUAUAGUUACCUAAUUUAUACAGAAUUUCAUGUUUUUAUUAUUUUGUAUAUAUUUUAUCAUGUAAAGAAUGCUAUAUACUAAAUUGCUUUGCUGUUAAUUAUUUUGUACAAUAUAUGCUCUCUGAUAUCUUAUAAUGUACUAAGUAACAUCCUGUAUAUAAUAGUAUACUUUAUUAAUAUUUGUUCGUAAUUAGCCAUCAGAAAUGAUUUAAAAAAAGGAAAAAAAAGAAAAGAAAAAACAAGAUAAUGCUGCAAUAUUGUAAUUAUUAGUUAUUGUAAUAGAUUGCUUCCAAAGCAUACAAAGUAUAUAUAUGCAUAUACAUAUGAUACUUACAUUCAAUUUUUGUAUAUAUUUCCAUUUAAAUGAUAAGAUGUUAAACAUUGUAUUGGAAUUAGAAAUAUUAAGUUAUGAAAGAGAUCUUGAUAACAACAAUUAGAGCAGCUAUAGAAGUCAAAGUAUUCAUAUACUGUCAAUUUAUGUUUACCUGUUUUUCAUUAACUAUAUGAUAAAGUUCAUAAGACAAUUUAAUAAAUAUGUCAGUUAAUUUAUAAUAUAAGUAAUAAUGACUGUGAAUAUUUUUCUGCACGCACGCACGUGUAUGUACAGAAAACUUUCUAUGAAAAAGUGUGAAAUUUGAAGACUCAUUCUAUUAUAUUUAUUUGUUUAGAAUGUAAAAUAAAAACUAUGCAUUUUUCAAAUUUA